GGCCCAUCGAGUCUGUGCCGGUCAGACAAGUAGCUGACUAUUCUAAUCCCAUUUUCUAGCACUAGGCCCAUAGCUUUGUAUACCAUGGCAUCGUAAGUACAGAUCCAAGUACUUCUUAAAUAUUAUGAAGGUUCAGUAAUGGUAAUGUCAUUAAAUGUUAGGGGGUGAUGGUUAGAUUCUCUCUUGUUGGAGAUGGUCAUUGCCUGACAUUUGUUUGGUGCAAAUGUUACUUGCCACUUGUCAGCCCAACCUGGAUAUUGUCCAUGUCUUGCUACAUUUGUACAUAGACUGCUUCGGGACUUGUCAAUGUCCUUUUACGUUUCACACUAUCCUCCGCACUGUUCACAAUACUUCCAAGUUUUGUGCCCUGGACAAAGUGUGGGUCAUUAAUAUAUGGCAAGAAGAGCCUGGUCCUUGUCAAGAAAGGAUUUCUGCAAUCAAAACAGGCACAAAAAAGGUUGGAUUGACAAUAAUGAAGAUACCUUGCAAAUUCUUCUCAUAUCUACAGUUCCAAAAGGCUUUACAGUCUCUACAGUUACAACCGAGAGAUGCUGGUAGAAAUAUGAAGCAGCUCAAAAACAUAACGUCAGGUCCAGCAGCCAGUGCAACACCUUCUGACUCGAUUGAACUCUUUGGGAAAUUCUACUCUCGAGAUGAUUAUACAAAUGUUACACCAAAGAUUUUGUCCAAAGUGGGGAAAAACUUACAGAACCAAAGAAACCACCCUUUAUGGCUCAUUAAGGAACGCAUUAAGGAUCAUUUCUAUACGCACUAUUUGAGUCGCAAUAGGAAUCCAUUGUUUUCAGUGUAUGAUAAUCUGUCCCCUGUGGUUACCACAGAGCAGAACUUUGACAGUUUGCUAAUACCACCAGCUCAUGCAAGCAGGAGGAAAGGGGAUAACUUUUAUCUGAAUCAAACUAACAUGCUCCGGGCUCACACAUCUGCUCACCAGCACGAUCUUAUUCGUGCAGGCCUCAACGCCUUUCUGGUAGUUGGAGAUGUCUAUCGGCGUGAUGAAAUUGACAGCAGCCACUAUCCAGUCUUCCAUCAAAUGGAGGGGGUCAGACUAUUUUCAAGACACGAGUUGUUUGCUAAUGUGCAAAAUGGUGAAGAACUUUGCAUCUUUGAGAAGGGAUGCCGCACACCCUAUAAACAAGAGAUACACACACUGGAGGCAGUUAAACUACUUGAGUUUGCUUUAAAGCAGACCCUGAAGAAAGUCAUGACGCACCUUUUUGGGAAAGGACUAGAAAUUAGAUGGGUGGAUUGCUAUUUCCCAUUUACACACCCUUCCUUUGAAAUGGAGAUCAAGUUCCAAGGAGAGUGGAUGGAGGUCCUUGGCUGUGGGAUCAUGGAGCAGCAACUGGUAAACUCAGCUGGUGCUCAAGACAGGAUUGGAUAUGCUUUUGGCCUGGGGCUCGAACGGCUAGCGAUGAUUUUGUAUGGAAUACCAGACAUCCGUUUGUUCUGGAGUGAAGACGAACGAUUCUCCAAACAGUUCCAGGUUACUCACAUUGACCAGAAAGUCACAUUUCAGCCCCUUAGCAAAUACCCACCAUUAAUAAAUGACAUCUCUUUUUGGAUUCCAAAAGAAGGAUAUGAAGAACAUGAUUUCUACGAUUUGGUGCGAAAUAUUGGCGGCGACCUGGUGGAGAAGGUCAGCCUCAUUGACCAUUUUACACAUCCAAAGAGAAGCUGGCUCAAAGCAGGAGGGAGAGGUACCAGACUGGUAGUGGAGUGGCCCACCUUCGGCCCCUCAUUCACUUUGAGGAGUGUGCCAUUGUGCUGACCAGUGAGGACAUGGACCGUACCUGCGAUGACAUUGAGGACUGGAAAGGUCAGCCAUUGCUACAGGAUUACCUACCGCCACAUGGAACGAACAUUGACCCAGGAAGAGGUGCGCACCGUUCAUCGAGCAAUUGAAAAAGUGACCAUGGAGACAAUGGGAGUAGAAGGCAGAUUUUAAAAUCAAGAACAUAAUGAUUUUUUCUGGUUUUGCUGAAGCCUGCCUGUCAGUUUUUGUCGUGCUCAACAAAUGAUGAAAUACAAAUGAAGUGCAAUUCAGGCUAAAUUUGAUUUUGGUAAAGCUCAGCAUUUUGAAUGAAUAUGUCUGCUAUUUUUUUGUGUGUGAUUUUGUGCAGAGACACCAGCCUUCAUUUGUAAAACAGAAAGGUUUUUCUUUAGAUUUUAUGCUGUGGUCCAUAUUAAUUGGCUCCCAGGAGUUAAGCUACUUCAGGAAAGUACCCGGCAUGUCAUCCAUUCAUUAGACCAAAUUAGGCUUCUACUGACAUCGUUUCCACAUCAAGCAACUUGAUAGCAGCUUUCCUGGUAUAGAAAGAAUCAGAAAUAUUUGCUUUCAUGUGCAAUAAAUUAUCACAAUAAUCAAUGCAGGAAAAAACAGAACACAAAUAUGUCAAUUGGGUCUAAACAAUCCCAGUAGGAUCAUUUAUGCCUUAAAGAGCCUUUCACAUUUGGUUGAUUCUGUUGUUUGAACCUGUUUGGGAUAGAUUUGAUUUUAUUACUUUCUAGAUAAUAAGAAAAUAAGCACAAAAUUUUAUGCAAUUGCAUGAUCAUCUUAAGCAGUUCAGAAUCUGUAAAAUACUGAAACGUAUUUAAUAAACGGACAACUCAAA
Messenger RNA from Carcharodon carcharias (great white shark), 2633 nucleotides. It is a transcript of the gene fars2, whose product is annotated as phenylalanyl-tRNA synthetase 2, mitochondrial. Gene Ontology annotation, molecular function: ATP binding; phenylalanine-tRNA ligase activity; tRNA binding. NCBI's taxonomy places the organism in Eukaryota, Metazoa, Chordata, Chondrichthyes, Lamniformes, Lamnidae. The transcript has 9 exons. Bases 224 to 1789 code for a protein of 521 amino acids. The record is from RefSeq and is a predicted model, not a curated record. Gene Ontology annotation, biological process: phenylalanyl-tRNA aminoacylation. Gene Ontology annotation, cellular component: cytoplasm; mitochondrion.